Entelurus aequoreus (snake pipefish) is the source of this 4098-nucleotide messenger RNA. Its product is annotated as heterogeneous nuclear ribonucleoprotein M-like. The transcript is spliced from 14 exons. Gene Ontology annotation, cellular component: post-mRNA release spliceosomal complex; cytoplasm; nucleus. The record is from RefSeq and is a predicted model, not a curated record. Gene Ontology annotation, molecular function: mRNA binding. Gene Ontology annotation, biological process: regulation of mRNA stability involved in response to oxidative stress; alternative mRNA splicing, via spliceosome. The coding region runs from base 2053 to 3858 and encodes 601 amino acids. NCBI's taxonomy places the organism in Eukaryota, Metazoa, Chordata, Actinopteri, Syngnathiformes, Syngnathidae.
UUUUGUAGAUCGGCGGGCUCAUUCACCCAGUCCGCAUUGUUGAAGCAGACAAUGGUACCUCGGAGUCUUUUUAUUGGACCGCUACAGCUUUUUAAAGAGGGAUUGAGAUGUAUUUUUACAUUGUUGGAGAGCUUGUGUGGUAGUGAAAGGAGGGUCCUCAUACUUUUUUGGUCAGCCAAAGAUUUGGAGGCUUGCACACAGACUGUGGCCUUGGAUGUCGGAGAGAAGAACGAUCACGUUUUUUGCUUAAAGCGCCCAUGGUGUUGAAGAAGUCAAAGCUUUUGACGAAGGAGUAAAUACCCAGUGGUUUGUGUUAAUGCGAUGAUUUCUACAGUUUUGUGACAGAAUAUCUGUCUUGCUCCCUCACACGUGCAAUUUUUGCUCAACUUUUCAUGAAUUCAUUUUUAAAACUUCCAGAAAAAUGAAGAAACUAAAGAAAGAGCCUGGGACUAUGUUUAACGUCCCCUCUCAAAUGUAUACAUUGGAUUGCAGGGUUCCCCAAAUGUGGGUUUUUCUAAAAUAUGUAUGUUUUUGUAAUGAUCAACUCCUGGAGCUCAUACAAGCAUGUUCUGAAGCAGUCAUAGAGUACUACAUUAGAGGGUCUGUCUGGUAUUUGUUUGUGCUAUCUGACUGUGGAGUUAAAUGUUAUUUUCUUCUUUUAGGUGUGCCCUUGACAAGCAAACUGUUUUUCUCAGCAGAUCUCCAUGUUGUGCCAAGCAAAGAUGUGUGUUGGGGUUGUCUGGGGUACAGGUCUACAAAAUGAAACGGCUUCUUACUACUCAUUGUCCUUGUCUCUAGAGGUUUGGUCCAUUUGCUGAACAGGUGCGGGAUCAGGAGUGAAGAUGUGGUUUCUAUCUAAAUUCCUUCCUAUUAUUGUGUACUUUAAACAGUUCAAAGACAACACGUUUGGAAAAGACUAAUUUGCUCUUCCCCACAACAUUAUUUACGCUGAGGCUGUGGUCCGCGUAGUCAUCGUGUUCACGAAGGCUCAGCAGUUGGACAAAGGGAUUGCGGCGUUGGUGUCAAAGUGCACACAGGUUUGCACUGAAGUGAGCAAUGGGGUUUUUUUUUUUAAAGGUUUGCAAACUUAAAAUCAAUUUUGUCAAUUAGCAAGUGGAAGGUGUUUUUUCCUAAUGGGAAGGCCUAUGGAAAAGGUGUAUGGCCUUAGUCCAUUGCUUUUGGUGCUUUUGAGGGAAUCCUAAAAAAGGACUUAGUAAGAAGUACAUUUUGUUUGCUUUUUGUAGACCUGUACCAUAUUGUGAUGCGACAGAGGUGCUGGAGGGAAGCUCAGGACUGCUCGUCCGAGCUCACUGUCACCGGCCACCUUUCUUGUUCCCACUCUAAACCCCAAUUGUUCUCUCGGCUUCUCUCCCUUGGUGUGUGUCGUCUGGGAUCUGAUUUGUAGUGGGUGAUGUAACGUACGUGGAACACUUAAUGGACGCAGAAGGCAAAUCAAGGGUAAGUGCAAAAACAUAUAUAAACACAACCUUUUGAAAUAUCCUUGGCAAACCUGUGUUUGUCAGCUUUGGUUUUCUCUCUUCAUUGCUGGGCAUUUGUUCAGAUUGCGCAACCUGACUAGAGGGGAUGAGAUGUGGACAUGUCGGAGGCAUGUUCUUUGUGGUGUCGCCUGUGGUCAUUUUAGGAUUGAUGCUCUUUAAGGACUUCAGCUUUUCUUCGUAGCCAAUCUUGAGAUAGCAGUAGCAUACAAAUGUACCUUUUGGUUGCUGGAGUCUUCUUCUAAAGACCUAAAGAAGGUGUAGUGUGCAAGUGGCGGUCGCAGGACUUAACAAUAUUUUGUUUUUUGAACAAAGGUUUUCCCUGAAAUAGUAACUUCCAAUAUUUCAUUGUUGGGGAAUCCAAUUUCACUGUGGAUUUCCUCUCUUGGAUGUUGGAAAUACAUAACUUCUGUAAACAUUACCACUCUGUUUUGUUAUUGGAGAGUUGUGGCCAAAGUUGUAUGCUUGUUGUAGUCUUUUAAAGUUGAUGUGCAUGAAUUUCACUUUCAAUCAAUAUUUUUGUAAAAUCUUGUCAAAUAGGAAUAUUCUAAUUUGAAUGUAUUUGUUUUUUGAAUAUUCCGGGUUGUGGUGUGUUCUUCAAUCAACCAAGGGCUGUGCUGUGGUUGAGUUCAGGACCGAGGAACAGAUGAGGAGAGCUGUGGAGAAGGUCAACAAGCACAACCUCAAUGGGCGUCCCCUGAAAGUGAAGGAGGACCCUGAUGGUGUGAUCGCUCUGAGAGAAACCAGCAAGAGCGGAGGCCCCCAAGGUGGCAUGGGAGGAAUGGAUAGAAUGGGCCCUGCACCAAAUGGCCCCAUGGUGAACAUCCCUCCCAGCCUGAUGAACAACCCCAGCAUUCCCAUGGAGGUUAUCCAUGGCCUGCAAGCGGGACGGAUCGGCAACACAGUGUUUGUUGCAAAUCUUGACUACAAGGUGGGCUGGAAGAAGCUGAAGGAGGUGUUCGGCAUGGCCGGCAUGGUUAUGAGGGCGGACAUUCUGGAGGACAAGGAGGGCAAGAGCAGAGGCAUGGGCACAGUAACGUUUGACCUGCCCAUUGAAGCCGUCCAAGCUGUGUCCAUGUUGAAUGGACAACUGUUGUUCAACCGGAUCAUGCACGUAAAACUGGACGAAAAGUCAAUGCCCAAAGAUUUUGGACCACCUGACAGAGGUUCUUCUCUUCCUCGUGGCCUGAGUGGUAUCGGAUUGGGUUUGGGGCCUGGUGGCCAGCCCAUUGAUGCUAACCAACUCAAUAGAGGAGGCGGCGGCGGUGCAAUGGGUAACAUGGGUGCCGGAGUUCAAAGCUUUGAACAGCAGGAAACACUUGCAGAUUCACCAAGCAUCACCUACGGAGGGGAUGGAAUGGGCUAUGGCAGCAUGGGAAAUCGAAUGAGCGGAGGAAUUGACAACUUUGGGGGAAUGCACAACAUGGACCGUUACGGCUCUUCCGGUAUGUCCAGAAUAAAUGAUAUGGACCGGGGGAUCGGUGGCGGUUUCGACCGGGAGUUUGGUCGAAAUGAGAUGGGCAUGUCUCGCAGCAGUUUUGGAGAUUCCUUUGAUCGAGGAAAUUCCAUGGGUAUGGACCGCAUGAACGUUGCAAUGGACCGUCUGGGAUCAACCAUGGAUCGCAUAGGAAGCCUGGAUAGGAUGGGCCUGGACAGAAUUGACCGCCCGUCCGACUUGGACCGGAUGGGCUCUGGCUUUGACCGCAUGGGCUCUGGUAUGGACCGGCUCGGGCCAAGUCUGGACAGGCUGGGCACAGGUGUCGACCGCAUGAGCUCCAGCAUGGAUCGCCUCGGCCCAACCGGGUUCGACCGCUUGGGCCCUUCUAGUUUGGAUCGCAUGGGUGCAGGUCUGGACUAUGGCGCCCCGAUGGGCAUGGAUCGCAUGGGCAGCGCCGGGCUUGACAGAAUGCCCAGCAACUUUGACCGCAUGGGCUCCGCUGGCGGUCUUGACCGCUUCCCGUCCAGCGGCCUGGAUCGUAUGAGCUCCGGAAUGGACAGGAUGGGAUCCGGUGGUGUCGGUCAGUUCGAUCGUUCCGCUGACUUGGAUCGUGGAUUUGGUGGCAAUUCCUUUGGAAAUGCUGGAGCAGGAGGCCCUGGUGCAGGAGCAGGAAACCUCAGAAAGGGAUGCCAGAUCUUUGUUCGAAAUCUGCCAUUUGACUUCACCUGGAAGAUGCUGAAGGAUGCAUUCAAUACAUGUGGUAUGGUGCAGUAUGCCGAUAUCAAGAUGGAGAACGGCAAGUCCAAGGGCUGCGGCGUGGUCCGCUUCGACAACCCGGAGACCGCCGACCGCGCCUGCCGCACCAUGAAUGGCUACCGCCUGAACGGAAGAGAAAUCGACGUCAGGAUUGAUAGGAAUGCAUAAGUUUCUGCAGCUGACCUUUCGUUUAGUCACUGAUGCCCAUUACAUUAUGACCGGAAGUUUCUUGCCAGCCUGUCCACCUUCACUCGGUUUGUUUGUAACAGUGAAAUUGUUUUAGUUAGUGUAGCAGAUUUUAGUUUGUACAUUUGACUUUUUUUAGAGACCAAAUUUCUCCUCCGACAUCCUUCACCUGUCUGCUUUGUCUUCAAAGUGUUUUGAUAAUAAACCAAUGAUUGUCUUGGC